Sebastes umbrosus (honeycomb rockfish) is the source of this 1682-nucleotide messenger RNA. Its product is annotated as pyridoxal kinase-like. Gene Ontology annotation, molecular function: pyridoxal kinase activity. Bases 224 to 1159 code for a protein of 311 amino acids. NCBI's taxonomy places the organism in Eukaryota, Metazoa, Chordata, Actinopteri, Perciformes, Sebastidae. The transcript is spliced from 11 exons. The record is from RefSeq and is a predicted model, not a curated record. Gene Ontology annotation, cellular component: cytosol. Gene Ontology annotation, biological process: pyridoxal 5'-phosphate salvage.
GAACGCACCAAUUUUUAGGUGUCCUUGUAGCUGCCUGCAGAGAAACCAAAUGUCACCAGCAGCAGCGGCGCCGCUUUCUGCCCUUCAAUGCUGGAGUUUCUUCCCCUGCUAAGUGUCAGCGUGUCAGGAGCCUGUACACGUCUUGAAUGCAGCUUUAGGAUAAGUUGAAGGUGGGAUCUGUUCGUGUGUUUUUAAAGGCAGAGCCGGUGUAAUACCUGCGGUCAUGGAGUGUCGUGUGUUGUCCAUUCAGAGUCAUGUUGUCAGGGGAUACGUCGGGAACAAGUCGGCAACGUUCCCUCUGCAGGUGCUGGGCUUUGAAGUAGACUCUAUCAACUCUGUGCAGUUCUCCAAUCACACAGGCUAUGCCCAUUGGAAAGGCCAAGUACUGACAGCAGAUGAGCUAAACGUGCUAUAUGAGGGCAUUAAGCUCAAUAAGGUGAACCGCUAUGACUACAUCCUCACAGGAUACAGCAGAGACACGUCCUUCCUGGAGACGGUGGUGGACAUUAUUCAGGAGCUGAAGAAGGCCAAUUCUAGCCUGGUAUAUGUUUGUGAUCCUGUUAUGGGAGACCACGGUGCUAUGUACGUUCCAGAGUACCUGCUGCCAGUCUACAGGGACAAAGUAGUGCCUUUGGCCGACAUCCUCACCCCCAACCAGUUUGAAGCAGAGCUAUUAACUGGGAGGAAAAUCACCACAGAGGAAGAUGCUGUUGAGGUGAUGGACUUGCUUCAUAAAAUGGGUCCAGAGACCGUGGUCCUCACUAGUACAGACCUGCCCUCCAAAUGUGGGGACCAGUUCCUGUUGGCCCUCGGUAGCCAAAAAAUAGUGAAACCAGAUGGGACCAACACCAGUCAGAUAAUCUGCAUGGACAUCCCCAAAGUGGAUGCUGUGUUUGUGGGUACAGGAGACCUGUUUGCUGCCAUGUUGCUAGCCUGGACUCACCAUCACCCCAAAGACUUGAAGGCUGCCUGUGAAAAGACUGUUUCAGUCAUGCACCACGUCAUUAAGAGGACCAUUACUUACGCCAACGAGAUAGCUGGCCCUGGGAAAAGGCCCAGUCCUGCACAACUGGAGCUGAGGAUGGUUCAGAGCAAAGCCGACAUUGAGAAUCCUGCCGUUGUAGUGGAAGCUAAGCUUUUACAAAAGUCUUCACACUGAAGGCCGUAAAACGUUGUCGUGAACAUUCACAUCACUCCGGUACAAAUCGGCUUCAAAAUCUGGGCGGUCCGCCAGACACAUGUAGGAUUUUCACAUCAAAGACGGUCACGUGUCUCUGCCUUACAGAAUCUCUGAGGGAGUACGACUAUGUUUUCAUGAGCGGGGUCAGCAGGACUGUGGGUGAUGUACAUUCUGCUCCACUGGAAUCACUGCCAUAUGCAUCUGUACUAUGGCCUGUCUAGACAUCAUCUGCCAUUCAUAAGGAAAAAAAAAAAGGACAUUAGCCAACUAUGUUUAAGUUUAACAAUAGUGUAACUGUACUUGAAUCCUCACUAACAUGGUGGAAAUUAUUUUUUGCUAUAAAACAACUCAUGAAUAGAUACAUGCAUGACCAUGCCUCUACUUGUUUUGGCUGUGAUCGUAAGUAGGGACUAGUCACAUGUUCUUAAAGUGUGUUACUCACAGUCACAAGGCAACAAGGCAUUAUAAGCACAUCAAUAGAGUAUUUGAAAUAUAAUGAAAA